GCUGCGACGUUGCCGAGGCUUCAAGAUGGCGGAAGCCCUAACACCUCAGGAACAGCUGGCUGUGGAGGAGUUCCUGAUUGAGGUGCGCAGCAGGGAGCAGCCUCACAGUGCUGGGCUCGUCUCCCAACCCACAGCUGUCAAGUUUCUUAUGGCCCGGAAGUUUGAUGUCUACAGAGCCAUUGACCUCUUCCAAGCGUACAAGAACACAAGAAUCAAAGAAGGGAUCAUCAAUAUCAUCCCUGACGAGGAGCCGCUGCGCUCCGAGUUGCUGAGUGGGAAAUUCACAGUCUUGCCGGGGCGUGACACUAAUGGUGCUGCUCUGGCUCUCUUCACUGCACGUCUGCAUCGACCCGACGUCACCACUCAUAAGGCCGUGCUGCAGGCCAUCAUCUAUCAGCUGGACAAAGCUAUCGAGAGUGUGCAGACUCAGAGGGACGGGCUCAUAUUCAUCUACGAUAUGACCAACUCCAGCUAUGGGAAUUUUGACUACGAGCUCUGUGUCAAGAUUCUAAAUUUACUCAAGGGGGCUUUCCCAGCUCGUUUAAAAUGCGUAUUUAUUGUGUCAUCACCUCUGUGGUUUCGGGCACCCUUUGCUGUUCUUCGCCUCUUUGUGCGUGAGAAGCUAAGAGAGCGGGUUUGCACAGUGAAAGCUCAUGAGCUGCCCAAUCACAUCCCAGUGUCAUCACUCCCUGAACACCUGGGAGGAACGUCCCAGUACAGCCACGUGGCAUGGAUCCAGUCGUGUGUGAAUGUACACACAAACACAGUUCCUGGUGACACCCAAGUAGAGGACACUCAUGAUUGUGUUGGAAACCUUCUACGGUCCUACAGCUUAGAGUGCAGCAACAAAGAUUCCAAAAUCACCCAUGCUCAUAUCAACACACAUUUAGGCUCAGAAAUGGCCGCUGCUAACUGCUAUGAUGAUAGCAAUGCUAACCACCACAACCACUGCGUUACAGUGGAGGAACGGACUCGAGGAAGUGCGGCCCAGCAGAGCCCAUAUUCUGGGGUGCACAAGUCCCUGGGAAAUCACCAACAUUGGAACGGUUCUGCCGGCACCAACAUGAGUGUCAGCCCCAAUGCCAAUGUGAAUGGUCGAGGUCGUCUAGCUCCUCCCCAGUCAGACACGCCUCCUGAGACCCCAUAUGCUCACAGUGGUGGGCAAGACAAAGAUGGCAAAAGUAAGGAAGGAGAUGAUGAAGAGGAUGGCGUGCCGCCCUUGCCACAGAAGGCCUUGCCCCGGCCGCCCCACCAAGCUUACUCCCAGUCACCGCCCCUGUCCUCCUCCUGGGGUCCUGAGGACGAAGACUGCUGCAUGGAGCUGUCGGUUCACAUGCCAGAGCAGGGAGGACUGUCGGUGCACGACCUAGUGGAGCACGUCAAGAGAAAGAAGAAAAAGGGCAUCUAUCAGGAAUACGAGGAAAUACGUAAGGAGCCGCCUGCAGGAACCUUCGAUUACUCCAAAAAACUUUCCAACCAGAUAAAGAACCGGUACAGCGACGUUCUUUGUCUGGACCAGUCUCGUGUACGCCUCUGUCAGCUCUGUGAUGACGAGGACGAGACAUCAGAUUACAUCAAUGCCAGUUUCAUGGACGGGUACAAGAGGAGCAAUGCCUACAUCGCCACUCAGGGUCCUUUGCCAAAAACAUUUGCUGACUUUUGGCGCAUGGUUUGGGAACAGAUGGUACUAAUUAUAGUCAUGACCACCAGGGUGGUGGAGCGAGGUCGAGUCAAGUGUGGUCAGUACUGGCCUCUGGAAGAAGGCAGGACAGAACAACAUGGACACUUUUUGAUCAGAAACACACACAUUCAGGUGUUCCAGGACUUUAAACUCUCGUUUCUUGAGCUCUAUAACACUCAAUCUGGAGAGAAGCGGGAUGUAUGCCACUACCUCUAUGUCAGCUGGCCAGACUUUGGCGUGCCCAAAAGCGCUUCAGCCAUGCUAGACUUCCGUGAGCAUGUCCUCCAAAGACGUGACGCUGCGGUUAAGAGUCUGGGUUCCAGUUGGACGGGCCCUGCUGGGGGCCCCCCUGUGAUUGUACACUGCAGUGCGGGCAUUGGCAGGACAGGUACUUUCUGUACACUGGACAUUUGUCUGUCCCGGUUGGAAGACAUUGGCACAGUAGACGUCUUUCAGACUGUGCGGCGAAUGCGCACUCAGAGAGCUUUCAGCAUCCAGACGUGGGAUCAGUACUACUUCUGCUACACUGCCAUCAUCGAGUACGCUCAGCGCCACGGGAAAUUAAGCCCGGUGCAGUGGUCUGACUCAGACUUGGAGACAGACAGUGAGUAAGGCUACAGUGGGGACACAUUGUUGGAAAACAAAAUGUAUCGUGGAAAACAAAUCAGGAGCCGUUUGUAACAGCCAGGGGAUCUUUGAACAAGUUGAUUGGUUCCUGAGGAAUUUAUGCAAGUUCCUGUCGCGGUUUGUCCUUGUGUAAAAGGACGCGACACAUGGAGAAGUUAAGGGCUUCAUCAUAACAAAAGACAUGGAGAACAAGUUGUCAUGCCAUUUUUUGGCCCCAUUGAGUCGAGCAGUCUGCAGAGGCGUAGCCCGCCCAAAGCCCGUUCCGUUAUCAACAGCGUUGUAGCAUUUUACUCUUGACUUGCACAGGUAGAACAACAAACUCGAACCUCUCAUUUUCAACCCUCUGAGCCUUCGGUCUUUUUUACAUGGUAAACUAUUCAACCCAAAUUCAUGUUUGAUUGCGGCUCAAACGCAUGGGUUAAGGGGCAGGAUUUUAAUCAUUGAGUGUGUUGUCGGCGAUCACAAGGAUGAACAUGGCAGUAGAUCUGCGUGUGAGCCACUCAGUCUGUUUUUAUUUUGCCAUUUUAAGUGUGUUCCAUGUCUGUGCGUAUGUAGACUAACUCUUAAAAGCCAAAGUUGUUACUCUGAAUGCUUGGAUUUAUUGUUAGCUGUGAUAUACCAUAGACUAGUCCCUGUGUAUAUUCCUGUAACAUACAUUUAUAAGUUUGGUGCAUAUUAUUUUCUUGAACAGGAGUUAAGUUAAGACAGAGUUACGCAGCGUGAAUAGCUAUGAAAUUAAAGGUCCGGUAUUAUGCUAAGGUGGUGCUUCAGCAGGGAGCGUGUCAGACUAGGUGAGGUGAGGUCCUCAAGUUCUCCUCCUCAGAUGCUCAGAAGAGGACCGAUUUGAUCACCUGCAGCCUCUCAGCUCAACACUGCCAAGUAGUGCUGCUGAGUCAUGUGGCAGACUGAGAGGUGAAAGAGGCCCCCAUCUAAAUGUGCCUGUGGUAGGAGGUGGAUAAUUGGACCCAAAUGUAUGUACAAGCCAAAGCCACGCUUGUGUAUAUUAUGGGACCUUAGGCAAAUCGACUGGAUCCACUUCAAAUAUCCUGUUUACUGACUGGAUGAUCUGAAAGUUUGGCCUUAAGUCUCUUAAAUGCCUCAUUGCUCCCUCACUCACACACCUGGAACUGUCUCCUCUUCACCUUGAUUUCUCUAGCUCUGAAGGCUCUGCGGCUUCAGAUAAUUGUGCCUUCAACUUCUUACUUGUUGUUUGACUGUCCCACAAAAAUGGCCGCACAGAGGGUGAAAAGAUUCUGCCAAACACAGGUGACUCCAUUUGGCAAACGUUGGGAGAACUCUGGGACUUAUAAGACUAUAUAAGAGUUAUUAUUUAUCAUUUGACCCGAGGAGGCAAGUCUGCUCAAUAUCAGUAACUAAGAUUGCCUCUGGUCAGUUAUCAUUUAAAAAGCCUUUAUUUUGUAUACAUUAUCGUUAUCAUGCUAUUUACAUUUCUUUGUUACACUUUUACAACAGUGAAAAUUGGUGAAUGUUGGUACGAUGCAACGAAAGAAAACAAACUUUGCUUUUUAUAAGCUGAACAAAUCAGAUGGGAGUGAGAUAUAUUUUUGUUGUCCACAGUCGACUUUGAUGGAAUAUAUCACUUGCUAUGGUAUUUUUAAAACUGACUUGUAUAAAUUGUUUGUGUUCAUUUAUAUCGACCAUCUUGUUUACAAAGAGUUACAAUAAUAAUGUCUUAAAGUCUCACACCCAAUGCUAGGAACAAAGUCACUAUUAUCAUAUAUAUAUAUAUAUAUAUAUAUAUAUAUAUAUAUAUAUAUAUAUAUAUAUAUAUAUAUAUGUCCUUGAAUGUGUUUGGGAUCAUGUAACUGAGGCAGUUUUUGUUGUUCAUGAAUGUUGAUACUUUCGUCCUCAAUGCCAAAGUCACUGACUCACUAUUUUUGUGCAUCAUACCCUCCCAUUGAGCAUGGACCUACUGUACUGGUGCAGCCUUGUAUCUGUGGAUGGUGGACUGGUGAAUGUUUGGAUGUACAGUUACAACACAGGAGAAAGUUUGUGAACAAAAUUUGGUCCCAAUGACAGUUUGGAAUUUGUUGAAAGAAAAAAAAACAUAAACACAACAAGUGGUGUUUUGUCUCCUUGUUCGUCCUGGUCCAUAUGAAAAUGUUCUAUUCCUCUUGUCAGUAGUUUCUCUCCUUGCUCCUGAAUCAGUCACUAUCAUGACUUUGGGGACAAGAAGAAUGAUGGCACAAGUGAAUGGAAGGUGCUAUUACUCACUCUAGUUGGAUGUAUUGAUUCAUCAGAGCAGGCUC
This is a messenger RNA of Synchiropus splendidus (mandarinfish), 4578 nucleotides long. Its product is annotated as tyrosine-protein phosphatase non-receptor type 9-like. The transcript has 13 exons. The coding region runs from base 26 to 2293 and encodes 755 amino acids. The record is from RefSeq and is a predicted model, not a curated record. NCBI's taxonomy places the organism in Eukaryota, Metazoa, Chordata, Actinopteri, Syngnathiformes, Callionymidae. Gene Ontology annotation, biological process: protein dephosphorylation. Gene Ontology annotation, molecular function: protein tyrosine phosphatase activity.